AUGGCUAGUAUUGAAGAUAAAAGAAAUUCACCGUUUAAUUCAUUUUUAAUUGAUGAUCCAACACCAAAUAAUAGUCGAAUAACAAUAACAAAUGAAGAAUCACCAACAAUAUGUAUUUCAUGUCAACAAGAUCUUCGAUUAUGUCCAUCAAAAAUUUUAGCUUGUCUUCAUUCUGUUUGUAUGCAAUGUUUAGAUAAAGUAAAAGAUUCAUUGGGAACAAUUUAUACAUGUUCGGCAUGUAGUCAUAAAAGUCGAUCUGAUACUAUAUGCGACAAUUUAUUUGCAACAGAAGAAACAGAUACAAAUGGAUUGUCUCCACAUUGUAGUAACUGCGAAGAAGGAAAUAUGGCAGAUUGGUAUUGCAAUAAUUGUGCUGAUUGGCUUUGUACUCAAUGUAAAAAUGCACAUUCACGUGUUCGUAUAACAAAAGAUCAUAUUGUCACACAGAAAAGUGCUGAAGAAGCAAGACAAAUUCGAGGAAUACCAUCUAAUACUGAAAAAUUAUUAUGUCAGAUUCAUAAAGAAGAAUUAGCUCGAAAUUUUUGUCAAGAUUGUCAAAUAUUGACAUGUGAUGAAUGUCAAAUAACAUUACAUAAAAAUCAUCGAUAUUUAUUUAUUGAUGAAGCAUUACUUAAUCAGAAAACUAAUCUUCAAUCAUUAGUUACUAAAGUUCGAGAUAUUCGUUUAAUGUUAAAUAAAAUACAAACAACACGAAAUCAACAAAAAUCUGAUAUUGAUCAAACUGAACAUCAAGUUAUUGAUGAUAUUAAAUUAUUUGGUAUAAAUAUGAUUGCUGAAAUAAGUAAAGCAUGUAAACAAUUAAUUAAUGAUACAUCUACAAUAUGUGAUCAAGCACGAACACAAUUUACCGAAAAAAAUACUCGUUUUGAACAAUAUUUACAGAAUAUUGAUCAUUCACUUGAUUUUGUUAGUGAAGCAUUAACAACUGGUUCAAAAACAGCAUUAUUAACUUCGAAUCGUGUUAUGAGUAAACGAUUAGAUCAUUUACUUCAUCAAAAUGCUAUUUGGUCCAAACCAGUUAAUCCGUUUCAAUUAACAUUUAGUCCUUAUGAUCCGAAAAAUAUUCGUUCGACAAUUACUAGUCUUGGUAUGUUAGUACAAAAUGGAAAAAAGAAAAUAAAUAAUAAUAGAUCAAUAUUUAUGGAAGAACAAACAAAUGGUAUUGAUCAAAGGAAACUCAAUAAAUAUACUUCACAAUUAACUACUACUGACAAAUCCGAACAUGACAUACAGCCUGCUAUAUUACUUGAUACAAGUGAUGAUUUUUGUGCUGUAUGUCGUUGUGGUGGUGAACUUGUUUGUUGUGAUGAAUGUCCGCGUGUCUAUCAUGUUGAUUGUCAUGUUCCAUCAUUAAAUGAGGUUUCAAUGAAUGAUAAAUGGAAAUGUGGUUUAUGUUGCGAAAUAAAUAAUUCAACAGGACCAUUAAAACGUAAACAUGAUGAUACUACUGACAAACUGCCAUCAGUCGAAAAACAAAUAUGUGAAAAAUUAAUCUUACAAAUGUAUACACAUCCAUCUAGUGCACCUUUCCAUCAACCAGUACCAGCUGAUUGUAUUGGUUAUCAUAAAAUUAUUACUCGUCCAAUGGAUUUACGUACAAUUAAAGAAAAAAUCAAAUCUUACGGAAAUAUGAGUGAAUUUUUAGCUGAUGUUCGUCUAAUGUUUCAAAAUUGUUCAACGUUUAACAGACCUGAAUCAGAAAUUGGAAAAUCAGGUCGUACAUUGAGUAAAGCAUUUGAAGAAUGGUUAGAAAAAUAUUAUUUAAAUAGUCAAAUUCCAAUACCCGAUCGAACAAAUAAACGAAAGAAAACAUCGAUACAAAUGAUAGAUCAUGUAUCAUAA
This is a messenger RNA of Adineta steineri, 1863 nucleotides long. The record is from the annotation of a GenBank genome assembly. NCBI's taxonomy places the organism in Eukaryota, Metazoa, Rotifera, Eurotatoria, Adinetida, Adinetidae.